GCUCCGUCCUGCGCAGUGACCGGCCCACAGUGAAGCUCCUGAGCGGAUUAGACAGUUCCGUCGUGCCCCCUCCCCUUCGGUCUUACCCGCGUUAAUAUCUCAUAACACAUCUGUUUCAGACUUUGACGGUGCCGUUUAUUUUGAAAUACAGCACCUGACAGCGCUGAAGUUUCGAUGAAGUAGUAGAAAUAAGAGCGUGUUUGCUUCUUUUCUCUCCUCACACAGUUCGGCUCCGUUUCCUCUGGAGGUUUUCUGACCGGUGAGCUUGUUAGCUGGUUAGCUGGUGUAUCUAAGUAACGGUACCUGCCAACAGACUAAUAACGGCUAAAAACCGUCACUCUGCUUCAGGCGGUUUUUCUGGGUUCACUAUUAAAGGGUCUGAGCUUAUACAAAAACUCUUGUAUCUGUCUUAAAUAAAGGGCCAAAGUCGAUAGAGGAGGGAGGGACGACUUUAAAGUAGUGAAUGAAGCGCUAAUGCUACAAACAGAGCGGCUCUCUGUGGCCUUAAGAGGCUUUUUUGCGGAUUUUCAUUGGGAAUGUUAAGUCGGAUUUAUUGAUACCUAACUGUUGUUUCAUUAUAAAUAAUUUGCGCCAGUUUGUACUGAAAUGAGAGACUUCAAUGACGAAUAUAUUAGUUUUAAUCUACAUUAAACAUUUACUUAGCAAACCUUUAAUAAAUAAACACAGACCGAUUUUAAGUACUGUCAGGUCAGACAGGUUUUAAGUCCUCUUAAAAUCAGUUUCGGCUCUCUGAAGUGCAUGAUAUUGAAGGUGUUCCUAAUAUUUUGACCCCCUCAUGUUUGUCAAUGAAGUGUAAAAAAAAAAUAUGAGGCACACUUUAUACACCUUAAAACAUACCCCAGUAAGCCUCUAAAGUCUAAUGAUCACCUGUCUUAUCAUGUCAACAAACAAACCUUUAAAUCCUGACAUUAGUAUUUAUGGUAAAGCUGUUGUUUUGGAUUGUGUGUAGCGGCGCAGAUGUUCAAAAUCUUAUGGCUGUCAUGUGUGUGGUUAAUAUUUAACAUUGGAGCUGUUCAGGAUUUGGUCUGUAAAAGUUAAGUAAUUAAACCUUUGGAUUGUCGUCUUCAGCUGAUUUAUGGAUGGCAUUCUCUAGAACAUGUUGAAAUAUUAAACCGUUUCAUCAAAUGUUCCUAAAACUGCUCAGAGCAAUGUUUUCUCAAUGGACUCAAUUCAUGUUUUUUUCUUUUUAAUCUGGUGUGUCUUCGUUGCAGAAUGGAGAAUCCAGAGUCCAGUCUGUCAUCAGGGCCCCUUGCAGUUCAAGACAGAGGCCCCGCACAGCCCUCAGCGCCCUCUGGUCAGCGGAGUGAGUCACCCAGGCCUUCCAAGCACAGGGAGCACCUUUCCAAGUCACCAAGGAGACGUAGGAAGGGGACCAAGUCGCAGCGACGGGGGGGCGGUCAUGAACAGCUGCUGUGGGAGAUCGAACGACGGAGGUUGCCAGGCCAACACGAGCACUUGGAGCCCUCUGGCUCGGCGAGCGACACAGCAGAAAGCUCUCCUAAGAGGUUUGCGCUGCGGGUUGCCAGCUGGUCCACCAUGCCACUGUUGCCCCUGACAUGAGGUGAUGGUGUCUUGACUCGCCACUUCUUUUUUUCCCUCCUCACAGGAGAGCACACUUUCUUCAUGGACCGUACCCAGCCACUCACUUCGGACCCAAAGCCUGUAUUCUUCCCAACCCAACUUCAGUCAUGUAAGCGUGAAAGAGCAGAGCUUUGUGUGUACAGACUAUACUUUGUUUGUAAUUGAGGCCGUUGACACAGACAAGCUUGUGUAACUUUGUUAGAUAAGAUAAAGAUGAGUAUGCUGUGAUUGGAUGUGACUUAAUAUGGGGUGGGUAACAGAAAAGACUACUGAUGCUUAAUGUCACUCAGACUCAUGACUGCUCGCUUGGACUUGAUCUGAAAACGUACACAAAAUGCCUGUUGUCAGCCGUGACAAGGAGGAAGUAGACAAACGGUAAAGAGAGAGCAUUGUUCCUUUUUUUCUGAUAGUUGGAGUUUGGACCUCACUCCUCUAGUAGUUUCAUAACAGCAGCAGCUGGUGAGAUUAAAUAUACCUUGUUGUUAAGAUGAGGUAAGACGUGUUAAACUGAAUUUAAGUUAUGAGAUUUUUCUGUUUAGGAGAUUUUGUUUACAAUGUAUUUUUUGUUUUUGAAUUUUUAUUUAUUUUUUAACACAUGUAGGAGUAAAUUUUUUGUUUGCUUACUCACCUGUGUAUCUUUUUCUAUGUCUUAGGCACAUCCAGGACCCAGCCAGCCAGCGGCUCACCUGGAAUAAACCUCCUGUUAAUGUGCUUGUCAUCAGGAAAAUCAGAGAUGAAAGCCUGGUUGAGCCUUUCAAAGAGCUCUGCAGGUUUCUAGUGGAGGUAAGAGAUCCCUUUACUCAUCCUAUAAUGUGAGGCUUUACUGUGUGAUGAAGAAGAGUGACUCUAACAGCGGGAAUACUGAAGAAAAAAGAUCCUGAGUCUUCUUGAUUUCUUGUAAUGCUCCAAGAGUUCUCUACGACAAUAUAUUGACUGUCUUUCUGCUCGUGAGAUAAGUGAGUCGAGCUCACAUCCAAAAUGCAAAACUUUUUGUUUCUUGUUUUUGUUUCUGUUUCAUUGAUUUUUUUUUCUCUCAGCUGUCAAAAAUAGUGUCAAUACUGAGUCAAAACAUCUGCAGAGCUACUGCGUGGCAAGUCAGUGUUGAUUAUGACAAACUGUUAGCCUUGAAAUAGAAAAAUCAAGAUUUACAGACACCACUAGGAAGACUGAGAAAAGCGAAAACAUGUAAAUGAACCUUUUCAACAUUUACAGAAGUUGUCUGUGGUGGUCGUGUCUGCAGUUUUUUGAGAAGGCUGAGUACUAAUCCCUUAAAGUAAGAUCAUUUAAAUAAUUAAGAUAUUUACCUGCUUCACACGGAAAUGUAAGAUUGAAUAUAUUUUCAGUAAUGUUGCAUGCUGUCGCUUCUCGGAAUCUGAAGGUGUGAUAUUGCAACAGCAGAAUGUCUCCACAUGAGGCAGUUUGGUAAUUUCGGAAAGUUUCAAACAGGUUUCAAAUCUGUAUCUUCUUAUUGUUUCGGUUUGUGUUUCACUUAUUGCGUGAUCUGCUGCUUAUCUUGUUUAUUUAGAUUAAAUUAAGUUUAUCAGGAAGAGUUACUGUUAUUAACUGCUGUGAUGGAUGACAAAUGUUUGAGAAGAGAGAUUAGUUGGGUAACUGAAUUGACCCACUGAAAGUUUCCUUUGUAUUGUCUGACUUGACCUUUUUAAAUUGUAUUUUUAUGGAUAAAAAAUGUAAUAAUAAUAAUAAUAAUACAUUUUAUUUGCGGGCGCCUUUCAUGGCACUCAAGGACACUCAAAUCAAUAAAAAACACAUCAACACAACAAAGUUUCAAAUAAAAAAGUUGUAGAUCAGGACUCUGCAGCAGAACAUUUUGGAUUUUAUUCAGUGUAACCCCCAUGGAGGUUUGAGAUAACAUUUGAUGUCAACUACACGUCAUAACACUGUAUCUCAUUAUAUCAUAAUAUCAUAUUACAGUAUUGUCUUAAUCAUCGCCUUCUCAACCUGGGGCCUCCUAAGCUGAUCAAAGACAUCACUCUAUGUUCUGGGAAACUCUCAUCUUGGCAAGUAGGAUGUUGAAAGGGGAAGCAUGUAAAAAUUUCCGCUAUUGCUGUUCUGAGUGAAUUAAACCAGACAGUCAGUUUUAUUGACUGUCAUAGUUUUGUCUAUGGCAGCCGAUGUUGCUGCUGACAAAUGUAGUAGAUCACUGAGUCCAAGAACAAAAUAUUCCACAAAACAGUUGUUCUGGAGGGCAAACAGUCCAAAAAUCUGUAAAAAAUAAAGAAAAACAGAGGAAAUAACCCAGACCUGUGGAUUUCCAGCGGACUUUCAGCAGUUACCACACCUUUUAACCACUUCUUUGCAAAACCAGCCAUGCUUUGUGUAAUGAUGUACCACAGGCAGACAGAAAGGUCACGUGUUUGCAUUCCACACAGAUUUUGUCAUAAUUUAGAGCACGCAUUUUUGGCACGUACGCAACUUCAACUCAGACAGAGAACUUCUCAGAGGUGCCAGUGUGUGUUUGUGCUGUUGUCACUUAAGUGUGUCUCUGUGUGUCAGGAGAAGCAGAUGAUGGUGUAUGUGGAGCGCAGGGUGGCAGACGACGCUACGCUGUCCAAGGACGAGGCGUUCGGCUCCAUCCGGAAUCAGCUCUGCACCUUCAGAGAGGGUGAGACUCUUGAGGGUCAUACCGCCAUAGCUGGAAUUAGUGCUUCACUUAUGUGUGUGUGUGUUUUUUUUUUUAAUUCAAGAAGAAAAUGAUGCGGUCAUUGCUUCAGUGAAAUAUUCUGACAGAUUUGGUCCCCACCAAAUUCACAAACUUAGAUUUUUUUUCAUUAAAAAGAAUCUUGUUUUAUGUUUAUUUUGUAUUCUUGGUCACACAAUUUCAAUUAUUCUUCAACAUUAACAAAGGAUCAUGAAGCUGUCAGGUAUUGGUGGACAGAAACUGAAAUAAUCGUUUCACACAUAAUGUUAUCUAUCUAUUUAAUACAUGUAAGAUAUUCCUUUAUCAGUCCCACGGGAGGAAAUUCCCAAGUUUAUACAUAAUACCUGUUUGUAACUUACCAACUUCAAGGAUACAUCAUUAAAUAGUAAUGUUAUGUGCUGAUAAAAUAUGGUCUUAUUUAGAAAGUGCACACAGUGCUACACAGUAAGUAAGUAAAUAAGUAAACUUUAUUUGUAUAGCACUUUUCACAGGCAAAAGAGUCACAAAGUGCUUCACAUAGACAGAAAUAAAAAGAUGUACAUACAAAUUAAAAGGCCAAGACAACAACAUUUAAACAGUCAUAGUAGCCCCCAAAAAUAAUUAAACAAACGCCUGAGCAAAUAAAUAAGUUUUGAGUCUUCCUAACAUAAUGUCCCUCUGUGUCUGGUCACAUUUUCAGUUAGCAGAGCCAGCUCACUUCCUGUCUUUUCCUCUGAAUCUCACAUGACCUCAUAUUGUCUGAGCUGCUCAGAGAAUACACAGAGAUGCUCUUCAGGCUGCGACGGCUGGAGUUAUUGUAGUAGAACGUGAUUUUCUUUGUUUUUUCCUGUGCGGUGUUUUGUUUGGUUGCUAUCGGUCUCUCAGAUAAUCAUAUUCAUCCUCCUGACAGCAGACUGCAUGGAGCCCAGUUAGAUUGAAUACAUUGCUGUUUUGGUUUCCCCCUGCAGGAUAUGACGAUAUCUCUGACUGCAUAGACCUGAUCAUCUGUCUGGGGGGAGAUGGGACUCUGCUCUACGCUUCCUCUUUGUUCCAGGUACUUCCACUUGUGUCACUUUUUGAUCACAGAAACUCACUGUGAAGGAUAAGAUACAUCAAUACCUGACAUUAAAAAGAUGUGUUAUUAUAUUCUGUCACUCAAAAGCGUUUCUCUGUAGGUUGACUUUUGUGCUUUGUGUGUAAAGGAGUUUGUUGAUUUGCUGGUUAUGAAUCCAUAGAGUUUUAUGCCCAGACUGUUAUAUCCUUGUAGGGCAGCGUCCCUCCUGUUAUGGCGUUUCACCUCGGCUCUCUGGGUUUCCUGACUCCCUUCAAAUUUGAGUCCUACAAGACCGAAGUGGCUAAAGUGUUUGAAGGUAACCUGAAGCUUUAAAGUAAAUACUACGCUCAUGUUAACUGUUGUAGCCUUUAAAAUCGUAUGUUAGAGCUUCACGUGGGUUUGUCUGGACGUACAUUUCUUUAUGUAUGUUUCUAGGCAAUGCAGCCAUCACUCUGCGCAGUCGUCUGAAGGUGAAGGUGGUGAAGGACAUGCUCCAGAGAGAAGGUCAACAGCAGCAGCCGCAGCAGCAGCAACAACAACAACAACAGGAACAUAAUGGACUCCUUCCUCAUGGACAUACAAACAGUGAGGCUGGGAAGGUCACCCUGCAGCUACAGGUGAGAACAAAGAGAUUGUGUCUUGAUUGAACCUUCCAAGGAACAAGGAAAGAUGUAAACUCAAAGAGCUAACCUUGAGUCACCUCUCAGAGGUUUAACAGAGGAGUGCCAAUGAAAGUUCACCUGUUUAUUACAGCUUAGGUGUUAAGAUCAGGAAGUUAAUCUGUGAAUUCACAUCCAGUUCGCAAGAAACAAGUCCCAGCUUUCAGGAAGCACUUAAUGAUGAAUGUUGCCUCUUAGUCACCAGCCAAACUCACCUGGUUUACCUAAUAUCACACAGAACUGUUAAAUGUUGGUAAGAAUAAAAUAAACAGGUUGUAUUUUUUUUUUUUUACUCUAUUCAUUGUUUCCCAUAUUGCACUUUAAAAUGCAUGAAACAGCUCCAGGGGCAUCAGUCUCCCCUAAAAAGAGCUCAUUGACCAUGAUAAAAUCUGUGUAAUAUAAAUAAACACAGUGGUUUAAGGAUUUGGAAAGGCGCAUUGAAGCAAAAGCAUGUGAGAGAUGUAACUAUGUCAUGUUAAACCACAGUUAAGUCUGCGGGACAGCUGAAUGACCUCUGAGUAUUUAGAAUCUUUUUCCAUGUCUACAUUAAUUCACUGAUUCCAGACGUCACAGUGUGACUGUAAAAGUAAAAGACCAAAUAUGACAUGAAAAGCUCUUUGUGUUUUGGGUAAUUAAGAGUGAAAAUUGCGUCAAAAAUGAUGCACUUUAUCUUAAUCGGUUACAGGACUUCAUGGUUUCCAGAUGCAGUGGAAACACAAACAGACAUUUAAAAGGGAGACUUGUGGUUCUUGGUUUGGGUCUGGAGUUCAGUUCCUCUGAUGACUUCAUUUUAUCAUCUGUACUAUUUCCCAUGAACACCCUUUCCAUGCAGCUUAAAGAUGUCAAACGUGUUCCCUGUGUGUGCGCACACGUGUGCGCGUGUGUGUGUCCCAUUCUGUCAUCAUUGGCACGUUCAUGCGUCUUUACCUAUGAGUGAGCCGGGUUACCGUGGCAACAGUCAUAACAAAGCCGCAUAUAUUUGGUAAAAAAAGUUGAAUGUUGUUGGAGUUCUUCAGAGCUCAGUUGCCACGGAAACAGUGGCGUCAACAUAACUGUCUGUGCUGAAUGGAUAUGAGCUCUGGUGAGCUCUGACGCUUUUGGUCUGGUACACGGCGUAACAAAACAUCACGCCUCGGUGCUGCAGUCUCUCUCUCUCUCUCUCUCUCUCUCUCUCUCUCCUCCUUUCUCUCUCUCUUUUACACACACACACACACACACACACACACACACACACACACACACACACACACACACACACACACACAGAGUCAGUGCAGUGUUUUAUCGUCUCAUCGUAGAGAGACAACACGAGUUGAAGCUCGGUGACAUCACAUCUGCUGCAUCAAACAGGAUGUUUGCUUCCAGCUCAGCUGACGUCAGAACAUCUGGCCGACAUCACCGCUCACGCUGCAGCUCUCUGAGUAUCUGACUCAAGGGUGGAACAUGAUUUAAUGGCUGUCUGUCUGGGUGCCAAUUUCUUUCGCUGGAGUGUAGUCAUGUGAGAUUGUGAUGUUUCCGUGCAUCUGCAAUGAUGAAAUUGAGUUUCACAAAAUGACAUUUUGGAUACACUCUUUUUUUCACACCAGUGGAACUGCUGUGCAGUGAUUCUGCUGUUACCAUCACUGUGUUUUAAAAUGUCUGCUAAUUUGUCAUUAGCACAAAUACUCCUGAACUUUUUAUGAAUACAAUUUUAAUAGCUGCGGCUCAGUCACCUUUGUUUUGAGCUCUUUACAUCUGAGAGAAGUCCCAGCCCAUUUCUAGAAGAACCUUUUUUUAUUUGCCACACUCAGAGUUUCAGCUGUGGUCAUAUAAGGUCAAUAAAUAGACAACUGAACCUUCAUGUUUUUCAUGUUCUAGUUACCUGUGAACAGAUUCACAUAAGUGUGUAAAAAUAGGUGCAGCUUUCCGCCUACAGAGGGCGCUGCAGUAUUAUUUAAAUAAAGAUCAGUGGUCCUGGUUUAACAGUUUCAUGAUCUGAUCUGUCUUAGGAUAAAAUAUCUGUGAGCAGUUUUGUAUCUGAUCAAUCGGCCAAUCAGUUUCAAUAAAAAUGAAAUCUCAAACUGCAGCUUUACACUCUCAUAGUAAAUUCUUAAUCUUUGUGUGUGUGUGUGUGUGUGUGUGUGUGUGUGUGUGUGUGUGUGUGUGUGUGUGUGUGCGUGUACAGGUGUUAAAUGAAGUAGUGGUGGAUCGAGGCCCAUCCUCCUACCUGUCAAAUGUAGACCUGUAUCUGGAUGGACGACUCAUCACCUCAGUGCAGGGAGACGGUAACAUUUCAUCUUCCACAAACUGGUUUCCCUUUAAAUAACAAUAACAUGAACAGAAAGAAGAUAAGUUAUAUAAGUUCAGUAGAGUUCAUGUCUACCUCCUCCCCUUCUAUCCUGCAGGCGUGAUUGUGUCCACACCUACGGGCAGCACGGCGUAUGCAGCCGCAGCAGGAGCCUCAAUGAUCCACCCCAACGUUCCUGCCAUCAUGGUCACCCCCAUCUGCCCGCACUCGCUCUCCUUCAGGCCCAUCGUUGUCCCUGCUGGGGUGGAGCUCAUGGUGAGAAGUAGAGUCUGAAUAUUUAAGGAUGAUAACAGAUUUCAGAGGGGGAAAUCAUUUAGUGUAUUGUGUAAAAGUACCCAUGAUUUUUAUUUGCCUUUGACAGUAAAUCUAGUUUUGACUCUUUCUUUCUAUGACUUGAACAGUUGAAAUCCUUGAGAGGUUCUCCCUGUUAUAAGUCUCUCUGUUCUUGAUGACCUGGCCUUUCAUCAAGUUUCCAUGUUAAUAUGUGACAGACUCAUGGCACCAUAUGUGCCCGUGUUUUUAGGUACAGUAGUGUUCAAGGCCGUCGCUCUCACAGUGAAGGUACUGUUUUGUACUUGAACUGAGGACACAUUACCUAAUCAGUUAUAUAGACUUCCUGUCUCAUACAUUGUGUUGACACACUAACUUUUUAGCUCUAUGCUAGCAUAGAGACAGAGACAUGCCAGUCUGCAGCUGGUCUUUGGGUUUGUUGGUCUUGCUGAAAAACUAAUGUAUGGAUUUCCAUGGAAUUCCCAUUAUUCCUCGUAGGUAUGGGAAUCAAGAUGCAAUAUGAUGAAUGUAACAUUUUCCACACCACCAUAAUAUCCCUUUUAUCAAUUAUCAUUUGAAAUAACAGCAUUUGGCAGCAAGAACAUGAUCUUUUCUCUGCAUGAGCGAGGACAAUAAUAAACUCUCAUAGCAUUAUUUAAUCACAGCCCUCUUUUCAUGUGACUUUCUGGAUCAGCUUCAUGAUGAGCUGUUAUAACUAAGAGAAGCCCUUAAGAUCGAACUCCGUCAUCAUUUUCAUUUUAAAACCCACGACUCAAAGACUCAUCACUCGUGGCAGCUGCAGAAAAGGAUAUGAUGAAAUGAAAAGCGGUAUGAUUUGGAGCGGGAUUUAUCGUGAAUAUAUUAGUGUCGCCUUUGUGAGCCUGCAAGUGCACUGGUGUUAACAUUUAGCCUGUAGUCACUAUCCAUUCCUCUUUGAAACAGAUUACACUGUCCCCUGAUGCCAGAAACACCGCCUGGGUGUCAUUUGACGGCAGGAAGAGACAGGAGAUCCAACAUGGAGACUGGUACAUUAACAGACAUUAUCACCCGCUGCUUUAUUUUACAGACAUCUCGUCCUUCAAUUAAGGAUUAACAAUGCUUCAUUUUUGUGUCUUGCAGCAUUAAGAUCACCACUUCCUGUUACCCAGUGCCGUCCAUCUGUUGCCACGACCUGGUGUACGACUGGUUCGAGAGCCUGGCUCAGUGUUUGCACUGGAACGUACGCAAGAGGCAGGCGAGACUGGCCGAUGUCUCUGACUCAUCAGACACCGAAAAUUGAAAUUUUCUGCUCUCCGUGUUAAUCAGGUCACCCUGCAGUCAUGCUCUCUCACACUUUUAAGACUCUGAGAAGUAGAGCACGUGUGUCUAAAGUUAAACAGUGUUAUAUCAGCGUCAUGGGCAGCAUGUGCGGUGAGCACAGUGGGCCAGCGCCUGUAGUAUUUCAUGGAUGUGAGAGAGCAGCUCAUUACAUUCCAUUAACCUUAAACACGUUGUUAUUUAUGUGUCCUCUAGGGGGAGUAGAUGCUUCACUGAGAAAUGAAAAAAAAAAAAAACUGCAGUGGUUUCAAUUUGAAUUUAAUCAAGUCAAAGAUUUUUGAACUUGAAGCACUUUAUCAUCUUUGUGAUGAUCAGUGUGAGCUUUAGGCUUUUCUAGCAUACUUGCAAAUAAAAGGUAGAAAAAAUAAUAUAAGAUGUGUACAUACAGAAUGAUAGGAACAUUUAUUUAAUGUCAUUUAUGUGAUAUUUAUAUAUUUUCAUCAUGUAGGCUCUAAAAGACUUUAUUUCUACUUCUGUGUCAGCCACCAACUUCUUCAGUGUAUGUAAAUGUUCUGUAUCAACAUCCAGAGCAAACUUUCUGUAACUCCAAACAGCAGCUGUGAACGGUUUUAUUUAUUUUCACCAUGUUUUCACCACUUUUCACCACUUUUUCUGCAUCAGUUCAAGCUUCAAGUCAAGACAGCAUGAUGUGAAUCGAAAGAGUCAGAGUAAACUGUGAUGGGUCAUGCUGUUUUUCAUCAUUAAUCAUUAAUAAACUGUUUAAGUGACAUUAUCAAAUAUAUUU
Molecule: messenger RNA, 10572 nt
Organism: Xyrichtys novacula (pearly razorfish)
Lineage: Eukaryota; Metazoa; Chordata; Actinopteri; Labriformes; Labridae
Source: the annotation of a GenBank genome assembly